ACCAAUUGGCAUGACUUCUUCGGCUCCGGCCGUCGGACGCAUCGCUUUCGUGGACACGGAGUUGAGUGCGAGUCCCGUCUGCAGACACGGACCCACUCUUCUCCUCCAAGACGUGGACACAAAUGGCAGAUAUUAUUGUUGCUCUUCGUGUCGGAAGCGAAAGGAUUGCGAUUUCCAUAUGACUGAAGAGGAAUGGAUUGUCACACAAAGCAAACCAAAACUGAUGGCUAAAUAUAGGCGAAGAGUUAGCCAUUUAAUGGCCACAGAAAGUGAGAAAUACUUUUACGACAAACGAGUGAAACAAUUGGAAAGAAUGGAGUUUUGCCGCAACUGUUCGCUCAUAAUCUCGACCACGGAUUCGCUGAGUGAUCACAAGACACACGAACUCAUGUGCGGUAUAAGUGGCAGACAAUUGCGAAGACCGACAAAACUGAUGAACAGUUUGACUGACAAUAGAUUUUGCGCUCAAUAUUUGUUUUCAAAGCAAACGAUUCGGACACACGAACUCAUGUGCGGUAUAAGUGGCAGACAAUUGCGAAGACCGACAAAACUGAUGAACAGUUUGACUGACAAUAGAUUUUGCGCUCAAUAUUUGUUUUCAAAGCAAACGAUUCGGGUUUUAAUGAAUGAAAUUUUAGUGAAAAACCAAUUUUCGCGAGUCGUGUGUAUCGGCUGUCCAUCGCUUCACGAAUACAUCGAUUGCCAUAAAAAUGCACUCAACAUGAAAAGCCUUUUACUGGACAUUGACUGCAGAUAUAAACAGUUUUAUUCACCGAAAAAAUAUUUAAAAUACAAUUUAUUUAAUAAUUAUUUUUUCGGUGGCGUUAAAGACGAGAAAACUUUUAGACGAUUUAUCGCUAACUCUGUGAAAGAGCCGAUAGUUGUGUUAAUAGAUCCGCCAUUUGGUGGACUAAUUGAUCCGAUGGCCAAAACCAUAGACAAGAUAAGCGAGAUUUGGCGCAAAUAUCACCAAAUAAGCGAUGAGAGCAUAAAGAUUCCGGUUUUACUAUUUUUCCCGUAUUUUAAUGAACAUCGGAUCAAAACAACAAUACCUGUGCUCUCAAUGUCUGACUUUAUGGUCGAUUAUGAAAAUCACCGCAAAUUCAAAGCCACCGAUUCUGGCCGUAAGUUUGGAUCUCCGGUCAGAAUAUUUACGAAUAUUAAGUUGUCGUCAAUUGUUUUGCCCGAAACCGAUGGCUAUUAUUAUUGCGAUUAUUGCGAGAAAUAUAUCUCAGAAAAUAAUAAACAUUGUUUUGAGUGCAAUGACUGCACCGCUAGAGAUGGCAAACCAUAUAAUCAUUGCUACCAAUGCAAGAGAUGUGUGAAGAAUACAUGGAAUCACUGCAAUCGAUGCGGUUAUUGUCAUCUCAUUCAACACUCGUGUACUAGACAUCCAUUUGAAGACAAAUCAGAAAUAAUUGUUAACAAAAAGAGAAAACAU
Molecule: messenger RNA, 1441 nt
Organism: Medioppia subpectinata
Lineage: Eukaryota; Metazoa; Arthropoda; Arachnida; Sarcoptiformes; Oppiidae
Source: the annotation of a GenBank genome assembly